GGCUGUGACACCCCCCUCUGUUGCCACAAAAACAAAAUCAAACCCAAUUCUCUCUCUAGCUGGACAGAGAAAGGUUGACAAGCAAGCAAGAUGAGACUUCCUACUCUUUUGUUGAGCAUCUGCCUUGGCACUGUGGUUUCCUUCCAGGCUCCACUUGUCACGCCAAGAACUUCGUCAUCUACUGCUGCUACCCAGUUGUGGUUGUCAUCAUCCAACAAUGAUGCCGAUUUGGAACGCGUCAAGGCGAUUAUGGACGCCGAAGGCAUGAAUGCCGAAAGCUUGAAAGCAUCCGCGGCAGCCAUGAAGAAUGUCAAACCUUCCGACAUUGAUCAAAUGAUGAAGGAAAUGGAGUCCAUGCCAGCCGCGCAAUUGGAACAACUCAAGAACAUGGGAAUGGAUCCCACCGUCAUGAAGUCGUCCUUGGAAAUGAUGAAGAAAAAUCCAGAAAUGAUGAAAAGCAUGGGAGAAAUGAUGGAACAAAUGACUCCGGAAGAACUGGUGGAACAAUCCAAAAAGGCUCAAGAACAAAUGAAAGCCAUGAGCAUCACGUCGGAUGAAAUCGGGGCGGUCGCAGCUGUGGAUGCGGAACUUGAAAAAGAAGACGAAGAUGAGGACGAGGAGGAAGAUGAUGACGAGGAUGAAGAACCCAUUGAACCGGAUGAAAAAGUGCUCGAUACCAUGUUUCAAGCGGCCGAGCUCAUGUCGGAACCACCCACGGGCGGAGUCACAUUUGCCGGAUUUUCCACAGUGCCACCCGUGGCCGUAUUGGCGGCGGGAACAGGAGAAGACGACUUGACACGCAAAGAAUUGACCGAAUGUUGGAACAAGGGAUCACUGGGGGCCACGCGAGUCGACAAGUCCGGAUUCAAACGAGUAUGGAUGGAAGUACAAGACAAUUACUACAGCGAUAUCAUGGAAGAAGCACGAGAACGAACCCUCGUUCGACCCAAAAAAGGCAAACGAGGAGCCUCGACCAAACCCAAAACCACCACGGCACCAACAACCACCACAACCAGCGUGAGCAAUCCCAUGGUGGGCAAUAAUGUUUCGCCAGAACAACUUUCGCAACAACUCAAGAAUAUGAAAGAAACCGAUGUGCAGGACAUGUUGUCUCGCAUGAGCAGCAUGUCACCGGAGGAAGAAGCACGCAUGAAAGCCAUGGGAGUCGAUCCCGCAAUGAUGAAGAAAUCUGCCGAAAUGAUGAAUAGUAAUCCUCUGCUUCGAAAGGCAUACACGUCCAUGAUGAAAAAUACCUCACCGGAACAACUCAUGAAGUCCAGCCAAAUUGCACAAGAAAAAUUGGCCAACAUGUCCGAAGAAGAAAAGAAGAAAAUGAUGGAAGGAUUCUAG
Molecule: messenger RNA, 1350 nt
Organism: Seminavis robusta
Lineage: Eukaryota; Bacillariophyta; Bacillariophyceae; Naviculales; Naviculaceae
Source: the annotation of a GenBank genome assembly